This is a messenger RNA of Andrographis paniculata, 2173 nucleotides long. Its product is annotated as probable WRKY transcription factor 33. Gene Ontology annotation, molecular function: sequence-specific DNA binding; DNA-binding transcription factor activity. Gene Ontology annotation, biological process: regulation of DNA-templated transcription. The coding region runs from base 111 to 1889 and encodes 592 amino acids. The transcript is spliced from 5 exons. NCBI's taxonomy places the organism in Eukaryota, Viridiplantae, Streptophyta, Magnoliopsida, Lamiales, Acanthaceae. The record is from RefSeq and is a predicted model, not a curated record.
UUGUAUAUAUACCACCAUCCCCUACAUCUCCCCGAAUUCGAUCCUUGCUUCUACUUCUACUGCUGCUCCUCUUUUUGAAAACCAGCACGGAAUUGAAAUUCGAAAGCAGCAUGGCUUCCUCUGGAGGCAGCUUGAACACUCCUGCUGCUGUGAACCCUCCUCUUCACCACCGCAGCAGCUCCUCGUCGAACGCACCUCACUCGCAGUACAUGGCCACUUCGUUUACCGAUCUUCUUACAAACCACGGGGAUGGCGGAGGAGGGGAGCGCACUGGUGCUUCUGCUGCUGCUUCUUCUUCUUCUUCCUUCAGUUGGGGUGGGAUCAAUUCUCAAGCACUGCUGGCCUCCUCCAACCACAAGAGCAUCGAAAUCCCCAAGUACAAGUCUUUCUCACCUGCUUCCUUACCGGUCUCCCCUCCCCCCGUCUCCCCUUCUUCCUACCUUUCGUUUCCCCCCACGUUGAGCCCUUCUGUCCUUCUUGAUUCUCCUGUUCUUUUCUCCUCCUCCAAUGUGCUUCCAUCCCCGACCACCGGUAGCUUUGCAGGCCUGUUCGCCAAGGAGGACGACGCCAAGUUUUCUGAUUUCUCUUUCCAAUCCCACACAAGACCUUCUUCAAAUUCUACUUCGGCCAUGUUCUCCUCGUCCUCGUCCUCUGCUGCUGCUGCUGGAUUCAAUUCGACGGAACCACCACCACCACCUCCACCAUUCAGAGGGCAACAAGAAGAUGGUGUGCCAUUUAUUAACAGCAGCAAGCCAGCGGAGUUCCCAACCGCAAAGCCGCCUUUCUCAAAAUCAGAAGCUGCUGCAGUAGAAAGUUUUUCUCAAAAACUUCAGCCCAGCCACAGCCAAAGCCAAAUGCAAUACGCUCCUCAACCGCCAUCACAAUACGUCAGGGAGCAGAGAAAAUCCGACGAUGGCUACAACUGGAGGAAGUACGGACAGAAGCAAGUUAAGGGGAGCGAGAAUCCUCGCAGCUAUUACAAAUGCACUUUCCCCAACUGUCCAACCAAGAAGAAAGUGGAACGGAACCUGGAGGGGCAUAUUACUGAGAUUGUGUACAAAGGAAGCCACAAUCAUCCAAAGCCCCAAUCCACUCGGAGAUCUUCCUCCAAUUCCAUGCAGAAUCCCUCUUACACUACUAGUUUGGGAAUGUCCAACCAGCCAAACUCGUUUAUUGACAAUGCUCAUCAGGUAGACUCUGGGUCCGCCGCGACCCCCGAAAAUUCAUCAACUUCCUUUGGGGAUGAUGAUUUUGAGCAGGGCUCCUCAAUGAGCAACUCUAGAGAAGAUGAUGAGAUUGAACCUGAGGCCAAAAGAUGGAAGGGGGACACUGAGAAUGAGGGCAUAUCAGCUUCUGGAAGUAGAACUGUUCGCGAGCCUAGAAUUGUUGUUCAAACCACAAGUGAUAUCGACAUCCUUGAUGAUGGUUACAGAUGGAGAAAGUAUGGGCAGAAAGUUGUAAAAGGCAACCCAAAUCCAAGGAGCUAUUACAAAUGCACAUACAAUGGCUGCCCUGUUAGGAAGCAUGUUGAACGAGCCUGCCACGAUUCAAGGGCCGUGAUCACCACAUAUGAAGGGAAGCACAACCAUGAUGUGCCCGCCGCACGUGGCAGUGGCAGUUACACCAUGAGCAGACCCCCAACAAUGAGCACGGCGAUCAAGCCCUCUGCUAUUACCAGCCAUUCCAACGGGAUGAAUUUCCCCAACCAGAACAGGCUGCAGCCAAUGCAAAACCAAACUCCAUACACCCUGCAGAUGCUGCCAAAUGCAGAUAGUUAUGCUUUUCCAGGAUUUGGAAACUCAGCCGGAGGCUAUAUGAAUCAGAUACAGCAAGCCAAGGAAGAACCCAAAGAUGACUCAUUUUUCAACUCAUUUCUGAACGGAAACUGAAACAAGCCCUGAAUCAAAUUCAGGCUACUGUCAAAUUUUUUGAUAGCUGCGUCUAACAAGAAAUUUGUGGUUGUGAUUUGUAAGUAGGCAAUCGUGAUCAUACAAUAGGGUGGGUUUAGUUAGGAGCAUUUUUUCAUCUCUUCUGGUGGCCAUUGAAAUUAGGCUAGACGGCAGCCUUGGAUCAGGUUUGCUUUUGCAACAGAAAAGUAGAAUAACGAAAUUGUGUUAGGAAAGGAGCUUUGGAUUCAUUUUCAUUUUUUUAUACACUUUCCAUUUUCAAUGUA